Rhodotorula graminis WP1 is the source of this 1134-nucleotide messenger RNA. RefSeq lists its product as uncharacterized. The transcript has 5 exons. The record is from RefSeq and is a predicted model, not a curated record. Gene Ontology annotation, cellular component: cytosol; mitochondrion. Lineage: Eukaryota; Fungi; Basidiomycota; Microbotryomycetes; Sporidiobolales; Sporidiobolaceae. Gene Ontology annotation, molecular function: ATP binding; tyrosine-tRNA ligase activity. Bases 1 to 1134 code for a protein of 377 amino acids. Gene Ontology annotation, biological process: tyrosyl-tRNA aminoacylation.
AUGCUCUCGAGGGAUGCCCUGCGCGGCUUGAUCCGCUCCUACACCGCUGCCGCACCUCCAGCACGCGCAACCCGCUCGUUCGCGUCGACCGUGCGCCGGCGAAACGUCGUCAACGAACUCGAGCAGAGGGGCAUGCUCGCAGAGCUCACCAGCCAACGCGCACGUCAGCACGUCGAGUCGCCAACGACCGUCUACCUCGGCGUCGACCCGUCGGCUCGCUCGCUCCAUGUCGGCAACCUGCUCGCCCUCAUCGGCCUGCUCCACUUCCGCCUCCAGGGUCACAACGCAGUCGCUCUUAUUGGCGGCGCAACCGGCGCCAUCGGCGACCCAUCCGGCCGCUCGACCGAGCGCAACGCCCUUUCGCCCGACACGCUCGCCGCCAACGUCGAGGGCAUCACCAAGCAGCUCACGGCCUUUCUCGACCGCGGCGUCGCGUUUGCCCAGUCGCGCACCCGGCCACGGUUCGGCGGCGACGGCGGCGAGGGUGCGGACGAGAAGAGCGAGGGCUCGGUGCGGAUCGUCAAUAACUUGGACUGGACGGGCGACAUGAGCUUGCUCGAGUUCUUGAGCACGGUGGGCAAGAUGGCGCGCGUGUCGACCAUGCUCUCUCGCGAGAGCGUCAAGUCCCGCCUCGACUCGUCAUCGGGCAUCUCGUUCACCGAGUUCUCGUACCAGCUCCUCCAGGCGCACGACUUUCUGCGGCUGCACCGCGACCUCGGGUGCACGAUGCAGCUCGGCGGCUCGGACCAGCUCGGCAACAUUGUCAGCGGCGUCGACCUCAUCCGCCGGGCCAACUUUGUCGACGCGGCCGGGUUGGCGGGCGAGGGCGCGAGUGGUGGCGCGAGCGGCGACGAGGCGAGGGACGACCCGGCGUUCGGGCUCACGUUCCCGCUGUUGACGACGGCGGCGGGCGACAAGUUUGGCAAGAGCGCCGGCAACGCCGUGUGGCUCGACCCGAGCAUGACGUCGCCGUUUGACCUGUACCAGUUCUUCCUCCGCACGACCGACGACGAGGUCGACAAGUACUUGCGCAUCUUUACCUUUAUGCGCAUCGGCGAGAUCGAGGGCAUCAUGUACGACCACAAGGCGCGUCUCGCCUCGCCCCCCUCGCCUCGCCUUUCUCGACGUCCCUGA